Ostrea edulis (European flat oyster) is the source of this 3249-nucleotide messenger RNA. RefSeq lists its product as uncharacterized. Lineage: Eukaryota; Metazoa; Mollusca; Bivalvia; Ostreida; Ostreidae. The record is from RefSeq and is a predicted model, not a curated record. The transcript has 6 exons. Bases 1080 to 1667 code for a protein of 195 amino acids.
AAUCUUAGUAACAUCUUUAAACAUGUAUUUUACAUGUUUUAAACUACAUGUACAUGUUUGUAAUGAAAGAGCUAUGUAGUCAUGGUAUUAAAGACAGUUUUAAAAUGAAGAUGGCAUGUGAAUAUUUUUGGUGUAGUACUGAAGUCUUUUUAGUUUUAUUUUUAGUGAUGAUCAUUUGUACUUGUCUUUAUAUGCAUAAAAAUUAUUAAAAUUGUCAAAUUGUGUUAUCAUAAAACUGUAGGAGUUGUAAACUUGGGUCUUUCAAAUACUCUUUAUUUGAUUUUUAGAUAAAAUCCUCAAUACUGUACAUCAGAGCUAAGUGUCAGACUUCAAUGAAGGAACAUCACUACCAGUUGUACAUUUGCAUCUCUCGAAAUGGACAGUCAGGGACAAGUAUACAUCAUGGAUAUUGUCAAUGUCCUGUGGGGCUGGGGCAGAGCUGUAGUCAUAUUGGAAGCUUACUCUUUGCAUUGAGCCAUGCCAAACCCCAGGAAAGCUGCACAAGUAUGUCUUGCAAAUGGGUGGUACCCACAGGAAGGUCUAACAAACCCAACGGUACACUAGAAACCUUGAGCCAAAGGAAGUCUAAAGAGGAUAAGACAGACAGCGACACCAAUGACACAGAGGAUACUUCAUUUGACCCUCGCCAUACCACUCACAGAGACUUUGAUUUAAAUGCUACACUCCUUCAGUUGAGAAAUUUGAAGGAAAUUUUUCCAAGUACAGGUAUGAGUCAUUUGUGGACCAUCCCAGAUGAUGUCCCCAUAGCUGAGAGGGAGAUAGAGGUGGAAACAUAUGAAGAUCCAUUAGAAAUGGCAUCCAAAGCACUGAUCUUGUCUAAGAAGAAUUUGACAAUCCCAAUUUCAAUUGAUGAAAAUCUGAGCGCCUAUGUAGAGAAAAGGACAAAAGGUCAACGAUCAUGUUCCCUCUGGAGAGAACUCCACAAAGGGAGAAUCACGAGUUCUCUCUUUGGUGCCAUUUUAAAUGCUGGACCUAACCUUGUGGACCAAAUUAUUUACUAUUAUAAACAUAAAUUUACUAUAAUAAUUCAGUAUUUCAACUAACUUCUAUUUUUACAUAUGAAUUAUAGUGCGUAUUAUUCUUUAUAUCAAAGAUAUCAAAUACUUCCUCGUCCAGUCCAGUGGGGUGUAGACCAUGAGAAAGAAGCAGUGAAAGACUACCUGACUCUGCAGAAUACAGUCUCUGAUGUGACAGUGGAGGCAUCUGGGCUUACCAUUUACCCAUCUCAUGCAUUUUUAGGUGCAAGCAGUGAUGGAUGGGUAAAUGAUAAGUCCAUGUCCAUGGGAAAUGAGAGAGGGGUGUUAGAGAUUAAGUGCCCAUACUCAAUCUCUAAUGAAGUAAUUGUGGGAAAAGAGGUCCAUGAACUAGCUGGGAAAGGGAGGUUUUGUUUGGAGGAUACCCCAGAAGGACCAAGACUGAAACGAAAUCAUAAAUACUACGUUCAGAUUCAGGGUGAAAUGGCAAUAAUGGGGUGUCCAUGGGGUGAUUUUGUUGUCUGGAUGGCUGCCAAGGACAGCAACUGUUUUAUAGAGAGAAUUUACUUUGACUCUGAAUUUUGUACACACAUGAUGCCAAAACUUGUUGAAUUUUUUGUUCAUCAUAUUUUGCCUUUUUAUUCUGAAAAUGAAUUAGCUCACCUGAACUGAAGGCUAAAGCAAGCUUUUCUAAUUGAAGGGUGUCCGGUAUCUGUCUGGCUUGUGUAUUCUGUUAACUUUUCACAUUUUCAACUUAAAAAUCUUCUUCUGAAGAACCACUGUGCGAGAAAAGAUAUAACCUUUAUGAAAGCUUCAUUACAGAGUGCAAACUUAAGUUCUCUCAAAUCAUAAUCCCCGGCUUAAUGCAGUACCACAACAGCCUUAAAGGGGAUCAAAGUUAUAUAUACCUUAUGAAUACACAGGAAGUAUAUUUAAUAAUCUCAAGAACAGCAAAUUCAUGAUCAGUCAAAACAAUAUGGAAGCAAUUUUAGUUAGUGUAGAUUCAAGUUUCUUCAUAUAAUGACCCCUGGGGGUAGUUUUAAACCACUUAUAUAUAUUCAAACUUUUCAAUAUAAAUGUACUAAUUUCUGCUUUUCUUUAUAGAAAGUGCUCAGGUGAGCAACUGGUCUAUGGGCCUGUUUUUAUUUUAAUUCAGAGUUCAUGUCUUUAAAUUUCUUUAUACAGAUUCCCAAAACUCCAGACAAAUGCUCACCCCUAAAAAAGAAACCAAAACCACUGUCGACAGGGUGUAUUUUAAUUUGAUGAUGGCAAAAAUAAUGCAAUUUUAUAAGAAAUAUAACACGCAUGUUACACACUAUGUAUGUAAAGUUUCAAGUACAGCAGCACAUGAAUUGUUGUCAAAAAAAUUAUUUCUGUACCUCUAAAUGAUAGAAAGGAAAGAAAAUCAAUCUGGAUUUAAGUUAUAUUCAUUUCUUUAAUGCUUUGGCACAUUGGUUAAAACACUUUGCUCAUUUUAAAGUUUUUUCGUUACAUGAAUUCUAAUUGAUUCAAAAAAUGCAUCAAUAAUUUUCAGAUAUUUAAACAAAUGUUCAUAAACUGCAUAAUAUGUACAAAAUAUAUAUCAUAAAAUUAUACUAAAUAAAUGUAUAUUCAUAAGAUCAACAUAUUUAACACAAACAUACAGUCAAAGACAAAAAAAAAAUUGUCAGGAUUUACAAGCAUAAAAUGAUUUCCCUUCUUGAGAAAAUUAUACCAAGAUACUGAAAGUCCUCUGUAACAAAAUUGUGCAAAAAAUGAGUCCUUUUCCCCUCUUCCUUUGUUUUGUUUUUUUAAAAAUAUGAUAACAAUUUUAACAGCAUUACUUGCAGAUCACUUAAAGAUUAAAGAGUUGUUCCCCUUUAGACAUCUCUCAUAAGAUGUAUAAAAAUACAAAUCUUACUUUCUGUUAUAUUACUAAUGAUAGUAAUGUUGAUAGUACAUGUAUAUAAAGGUCUGACAACACAUUCCUUGAAUAUCUGUUUUGUAAACCUUUAUAACAUAUAGAAAAAUAUUCAUAAUUAUCAAUAUAUCUUGUGAUUUUUAAACUUUAAAUUUUCUUUAAAAAUAACACCACAAGUUGUGAUAUUGUCUUGUUAAAGUAGCAAUACUUCCAUGACAAAUUCUUAGGAAAAAUUAUAUACGUGUAUAUUAUUGAGGAAAUUGUCAUCUGGCAUCAAUAUACAUGUAUCUUAAAUGAUUAUAAUUAUAGAUACACUGUACUGGUAUUCACUCCAAAUAAAAUUUGAAAAAUUGA